Esox lucius (northern pike) is the source of this 7431-nucleotide messenger RNA. RefSeq names its product AT-rich interactive domain-containing protein 1B. The record is from RefSeq and is a predicted model, not a curated record. Gene Ontology annotation, biological process: positive regulation of DNA-templated transcription; regulation of transcription by RNA polymerase II; chromatin remodeling. NCBI's taxonomy places the organism in Eukaryota, Metazoa, Chordata, Actinopteri, Esociformes, Esocidae. The transcript is spliced from 21 exons. Gene Ontology annotation, molecular function: nucleosome binding; DNA binding. The coding region runs from base 281 to 7078 and encodes 2265 amino acids. Gene Ontology annotation, cellular component: brahma complex; nucleoplasm; SWI/SNF complex.
UCCGGGAGACAUGCAUUUACCCAUAUCCGGGUUGGAGGAGAGGAAAAAAGUUUCAUUUAAACCUGGUCGACAAACUUCCAACAUGAAGCCACACUGACAGCGCAACAACUGCGGCUGUCAGCGACGAAUUUCACCGCGGAGUUUUACAAGCGUUACUGCGCUAUAAUAGCUUGGGUUUUCUACUGUUUUUUCCUCUACUUGUGUUUUUCCUGUCUAUUUUUUGUACGUGAUUGUGUUCUGUGCGUGGGUCAGUUUCACUGUCAAAAAUGUUGAAGUGACAAUGGCUGCGCAAGUGGCAUCAGCACCGACGUCAACUAAUAAGAACAAGAAAUUAUCUGGCAGUUUGGGUCAAGAGAUACAUUCUGGGAAAUCGGGAGGAGGAACUAUAUCGAGAUCUGGAACAAUGCUUGGAGCUGGAGAUGGGACCAACACAAUAAAUAACGUAGACCAUCAUCACCGAAACGAGCUCAACAUGGUCAAUUCAACUUCUCCGAAUAACAAUUCAGACAUACGGGAGAAGGAGAGUGGAAAUAACAUUACGUCAAAUUCGACGACCUCUUUGGAGGGAAUUGAAACGGGUUUGAUAGCGAACCACAAACUGAAAAACGUUAGCAGCGGAGAUCCUCAGCACCUAACGCCGCCGCAACAUCCCCAAUUUAAAACGUUCUCUCAGCAUCAGCGCCAGAUACAAAGUAACAACAUCAACAAUAACAAGAGCCAGGCUACAAGGGGAGAGGCUGAAAAUCAGCCACACGGAGGGAAAGAAGGUGUUCUGGGGAGCCAGGCAGAGCAGCAGAUGCUGAUUAAAGGUGAGGGGGAUCAUACCUGUAAACCAGGGGAGCGGAUUGGCGCCAGGUAUGAACACGCUAACUUGGGAACAACGACGAAUAACGUCAGCAGUCAGCCACCGAGCGGCGGAGGGAACAGCGCAAUUUCAGAGUUUAAUAACUAUUAUGGCACUUCUAGAGUAGGGCCCUGCUUUGAUCAACAUGGCGGACAACAAAGCACUGGGAUUGGGAUGAUGCACUCCUCAGGACCCAACAACAUGGACCCAGGGCACAACUCCCACGAAGGGUACCACAACAACCAGUACAACCACUACCCUGGCUACCGGCAGGGCUACGGAAGCACGGGCUACGGCAUGAUAGCUCCGUCCAGACAGAGCAAUAACGCGAUGAUGGGCCCGGGCAGCAACAUUACAGCUGGACAUGCCAAGGCUGCUAUGGGAGCUGCUGCCUCAGGUUCUGGUGGAAGUGUUGGGGGCUUUCAGAGAUUCCCAGGACACACACAGCAUCCCUCCGGGGCCACCCCGACUCUAAACCAACUGCUGACGUCUCCAAGUCCAAUGAUGCGGGGUUAUGGUAGUGGCUACCAAGACUAUAACAUGCCUUCUGCACAACAGCCUGGCAUCGGCCUGGGCAAAGACAUGGCGUCUCAAUAUGGCUCCACUACCCACGGUUGGCCAAGGCAACAGAGAAAUCACCAGUCCGUGAGUCCUGGAAACGGAGGGCAAGGUAUCAGCAGAGCACAGGUGGCCUCGAUGGACUUCAUGGCUAUGAAGCGUUCCCAGCUCUACGGAAUGGGCAACAACCUCUACUCUCAGCAGCAGCAGGGCGGGCCCUACCCCUGCCAGCCCUACGGAACGCCUGCUCCACACCGAUACCCAAUGGGAAUGCAGGGAAGGGGCCAGGUUGGCAUGAGCGGGAUGCAGUACCCUCAGCAGCAGCAGGUUCCCCCCCAAUACGGCCAGCAAAGUGUGGGAUCAUACAACCAGCAGCAACAGGGAACGCCCCCAGGACCCUACUUCAGCCCCCCCCAGCAGACCCCCACGGCCCCCCCGUCACAGCCCUACCUGCUGCCCCGUGCCCCACCUCAGUCGGAGGCUCCUCAGGAGAUUUAUGGAGGCAACACCAGGUGUCAACAACAGGCUCCUGGUAGUUCUGUGAAGACCAACCAUGAGGACAUGGGUCAGGACCGCCCAUCCAGCCUCCCGGACCUGUCUGGCUCCAUAGAUGACCUCCCUACUGGGACAGAUGGUGGUCACAGUUCAGCCGUCAGUGCUACAGGCUCCACUAGUAGCCAGGGGGAGCAGAGUAACCCAGCCCAGUCUCCCUUCUCACCCCAUGCGUCACCCCACCUGUCUGGACGGGGCAGUGGCCCAUCACCCUCUCCUGUUGGCUCCCCUGGAGGUUCGAACCAAUCCAACCAUUCACGCUCCGGAUCUGACCCCAUCUCCCCUGUCAGCGGCCCGGCCACAGUACCAGGGCCCCAGAUGGCCCUCCAGACCCCUGGCAAGGUGCCGGAUGGGCCCCACCCCCACUUGAUCCAGUCCCCCAUGUCUCAGGAAAGGGGCUUCAUGGCCAACAUGCAAAGAAACCAGUCUGGCUCCCAGUUUGCACCUCCACCCCAGUCAGGCCAAUCCAUGUCCCCUCACCCCUCUCCUGGUCCUGGGGGACAGAUGUACCCUGGGAUGGCGUCUGGGACAUACCCCCAGGGAGGCUCCAGUGGCCACUAUGGAUCCCAGGGAAACCAAUACGGACCCCAAGGUAACUACCCAAGACCAUCCAGCUAUGGCGGGACUCCCAGCGCCAACUACAGCGGGCCGGGCCCUGGCAUGACAAACAGCCUGGGCAUGAAUGCCAGCAGCCCCAUGCAUGGCCAGGGUCCCGGGCAGCCCAUGCCCAUGGGCCGCAGUCCUGGCGCGGGCAGCCGCCCCUACCCAAAUGUGGCCCCCAUCUCCCCCAGCAUGCCACAGCCAGCUGGCCCUGGUAUGGGCCCUCCUUCACUGGGCAAUGUCAACCGCAAGGCCCAGGAGAUGGCUGUCCCCGGCAUGCAGGCCGCAGUCAACUCUAUACAGGGCAGGCAGAGCAGCUACACAGGCCCUGGUGUAAACCUGACGGCCCCCUACAAUCAGUCACCAGCCAACAGCUCUGGCAUGGGCUCGAUACCGGCCCCACCCUACAACAUGCCAGCCUCAGGAGCCAUGAGGAUGGCUGGAGAGGCCAUUAUGACUCAGGAGGGGAAGCAAAAAACUGAUGGCAAGGAAGAGACCAUGCACACCAAUGAUCCUCCAAAGCCCAAGGAUGGGUACAGUGUAUCCCAGCCCACCACCCCUGGUUCCAUAGCGGUCCCCUCCCCACUAUCCCCCAGCCCAGCCAGCCUCUCCUCCUACCAUGACAGGGAUGACAGUGACAGUAUCAGCAGCCCCGUUUGGCCCAAGACUCCAUCCAGCCCAAAGCUGAACUCAUCGACCGUGACUAACGAGCCAAUCACAAGCCUGUAUGACCUGGGCGGGGAACUGGAGAGACGUGUCUGGGUGGACAGGUACCUGUCCUUCAUGGAGGAGAGGGCUACCCCGGUUCCCCAACUUCCCGCCGUGGGCAAGAAGCCAUUGGACCUCUUCAGACUUUACCUGGCUGUAAGGGAGAUAGGGGGGUUGGCAAUGGUGAACAAGAACAAGAAGUGGCGUGAGCUGUCCACCAGUCUGAGUGUUGGCACCUCCAGCAACUCUGCCAGUUCUCUGAAGAAGCAGUACAUCCACUACCUGUUCGCCUACGAGUGUAAGAUGGAGCGAGGAGAGGACCAGCCAUCGGACAGCAACGGUGGUGGGGACGGCAGGAAGCAGGCCAAGGUGCAGCCACCCUCUCCUGCUAACUCAGGGUCCCUGCAGGGCCCCCAGACCCCCCAGUCGUCAGGCAGCAGCUCUGCGGCAGAGCUGUCAGGUGACCUGAAGCCACCGACCCCGGCCACCCCACCCCAGGGACAGGUGCCGCCCAUCCCAGCCGGCAGGAACAAUAUGGUGAGUGUUCAGGACCCGUUCUCGGAUGUGAACGACCCCGCCUUCCAGAAGCGGAACUCCCUUCCCCCGGGGGGCCCUGGGGGGGCGUACCAGCAGGGGGUCCACAUGCCCCCUGACAUGAUGAUGAGGAUGCAGUAUGAAAAGGACCCCUUCGCUGGCAUGAGGAAGGUAGCAGGAGGGGAGCCCUACAUGCCAGGCCAGAUGCCCAGCGGCGGUAUCCAGGAGGUGUUUGGCCGGCCUCCAUCCGGCAUGGGCAUGGGACAGCGCUCCCAGUACCCAUACGGAUCGGGCUACGACAGGAGACCGGACCAUGUGAUGGGGAUGGAGGGGAACAUGGGCCCCCCUGGGAGCCAGAGCAACAUGGGCCCUUCCAACAGCGAGGGCAGCAUAUACUCUCCCAACAGAUACCCCUCCCAGCAGAGACACGAGGGCUACGGGCAGUACCAUGGCAUGGCGUAUGGCGUGUACCCACAUCAACAGGGCUACAAGCGACCCAUGGAGGGGAUGUACGGGCCACCCAGCAAGAGGCUCGACGGAGACAUGUACGGAAUGCAGUACGGCGGCCAGCAGCCCGACAUGUACAACCAGUACAGCGCCGGUUACGCCGGGCCGGAGAGGAGGCCCAUGCAGAGCCAGUUUCCCUACCCAUCGCCGUACAGCCGGGAGCGCAUGCAGGCGUCGGGCCAGGGUCAGCAUCCCAUGGGCCCCCAGAUGAUGAGUGGGGCACCACCCCCCAAUAACGGGGUGGAAGGACCCCCGGGGAACAACAUGUGGCCAUCCAGGACAGACAUGGGUUACCAGUACUCUAACAGACAAGGGGCGCCGUCCCAGGGACUGCCGUACGGUCCUACGGGCCGAGGGGACGAUACGGAGGGCCGACCCAUCCAGGACGGUCAGUGGCUGGGCCACGCAGGUCAUCGCCAGUCGUCCUAUAUGUCAGGUGGUAUGACGCCCAUGUCUUCCCGCCAGCCCACUUCGGCCUACCAGACCUCCACUUCCAUGGCCAACCACCUGCCCAGAGCCCCCAGCCCGGGCUCCUUCCAGCGCUCCAUGGAGGCACGCAUGUCCCCCAGCAAAGCUGCCUUUAUGGGCUCCAUGAAGAUGCCGGGCAAACCGGGUAUGCCCAUGCCAGGCCAGGGUGGGCACCCAGGCCAGGUACCGCCGAACUUGCGGAGAGAUCUCAACUACCCUCUUGGAUCUGUGGAGGCCACCAUGCCAAUUCUCAGGUCCCGUCGCAAAAUGACCUCAAAGGACACUGGAACUCCCGAGGCAUGGCGUGUGAUGAUGUCUCUGAAGUCAGGUCUUUUGGGUGAGAGUACGUGGGCUCUGGACACCAUCAAUAUUCUGCUGUAUGAUGACAGCACUGUGGCCUCUUUUAGCCUGGCACAGUUGCCAGGCUUCCUAGAGCUGAUAGUGGAGUACUUCAGACACUGUGUGAUGGAGAUCUUCGGCAUCCUUGAGGAAUAUGAAAUAGGCUCCAUCGGUCAGAAGACACUCCUUGGGCCUGCAGUCAGUGACCAAAACGAAGAGCUGACCUCUGACACCGAUAUGGACUGUGACAUCAGCCAACCGGAUCCUGAGCAGGUGCCAGAGCUGGAGAAGGAGAUCGAGAAGCGGGAGGAGAAACCUGUUGACAUCACAGAGGAAAUGGAAGCCGUCAGCAUAGCAUCACCCACUUGUGCAGUGGAAUCAGCCCCUGAGGGAACAAAGGAGCAGUCUGAAGCCGAGGUGAAGGUAAAGAAAGACGAGGCAGAGGAAGAAGAGGUGGGAGGGAAAGAAAAAGAGGAAGGAGAGAGUGAAAAGACAACAGAGAGUAAAAACCCCGCUGAAAGGAAGGAAGACUCUCCAGAUCUGUCUCAUUCAGAGCCAAGGCCACAACAAGCCAGCAAGUAUGACAAGUUUCCCAUUAAGAUCCUGCACAAAGAGGACCUGAUUGAGGACAAGACAGAGCAUCUGGGUCAUGUGACAGAGUUCACCAGUGGACUGCUCCACUGGCAGGCAGGUGGGGGGGAUUCCACUGCCCACAUCCAGACCCAUUUUGAGCGCAGGGGAGAGCAUCCUGACGGGACUGGGGGAGAGGAAGAGGCGUGUGCCAGUUUGAAUAACGAGAGUGAGUCACAGACCCAGAAGGAGGAAGAGGCAACAGGGAAAGCUAUAACCGCCACUAUAGAUGAUAUACUGUGUGCCCGCCUCGGGGUUCUUUCAGAGGGCUACCCCACGCACUCCGCCCCUACAUACCCCUUCAGGCUGCACCAGGGUGGAGGCCACACGCACAUUACCCUGCUGGAGGACGAGCCUCGCUGUCUGGAUGAGUCUCCUCUCUCCACUGCCUCUCCCUGGCAGGACUCCCUAGCCAAACGCUGCCUCUGUGUUUCCAACAUCAUCCGCAGCCUCUCCUUCAUCCCUGGGAACGACCUAGACAUGUCCCGUCACCCAGGCCUGGUGCUGAUCCUGGGCAGAUUGUUGCUGCUCCACCACCAGCACCCAGAGAGGAAGCGGACGUCCCCCAGCUACCAGAGGGAGGAGGAGCCGGGCCUGGCCUGCAGUAAAGACCAGUGGUGGUGGGACUGUCUUGCCACACUCAGGGAGAACACCUUGGUCACUCUGGCUAACAUCUCUGGCCAGCUGGACCUGUCCCUCUACCCUGAGACCAUCUGCCUGCCGGUCCUGGAUGGGCUGCUCCACUGGAUGGUGUGUCCCUCUGCUGAGGCCCAGGACCCAUUUCCCUCGGCGCCGCCCCACUGCCCCCUCACCCCGCAGAGGCUGGUGCUGGAGUGCCUGUGCAAGCUGAGCAUCCAGGACAACAACGUGGACCUGCUGCUGGCCACGCCGCCAUUCAGCCGCCAGGAGAAGCUCUACGCCACCCUGGUGCGCUACGUCGGCCAGCGGAAGAACCAGGUGUACCGCGAGAUGGCCGUGGCCACCCUGUCCAACCUGGCGCAGGGGGACUCCACGACGGCGCGCGCCAUCGCCGUACAGAAGAGCAGCGUGGGUAACCUCAUGGGCUUCCUGGAGGAUGGGCUGAGCAUGGCCCAGUACCAGCAGAACCCCCACAGCCUGAUGCACAUGGCCCACCACCCACGCAUGGAGCCCCCCAGCGUUAGCAUGAUGUGUCGGGCUGCCAAGGCUCUGUUGGCCAUGGCCAAGGUGGAGGAGAACAGGCCAGAGUUUGUCCUGUACGAGGGCCGCCUCCUGGACAUCUCCAUCUCCUCUGCGCUUAACCCGGGGGUGGCCAGCAUCGUGUGUGACAUACUCUUUCAGUUUGUUAAGAAAUUAUGACAGGACGAUGGGUGGACCUGAGCCAAAACAUAAACAGAGUGAUGAGGUGAAAAUGUUAUUCUGUGGUUUUAUAUUUUUAUUUAAAGGAAACUGAAGAUUUUUUUUAAUUUAUAUAUGAAUAUAUAAAUGUCGGUGUAUAUAUGUAUGUUUGUGUGUGUGUAUGUAUGUAUAUAUAUAUAUCUCCUCUUCCCCCAUUGACACUUUGGUUUUGGGAUUUGAAAGAUGAUUUUAAUACAAAUAUUGAAUACAUACUGUUGUUUUUAAAUAUAUAUUGUUUAGAGACAUUUGGUUUUCCUUUGUUUUUUUUUGUUUACCCAAAAUUGGUGCCAGAUUUUUGAGAGGAUUCUUUCAUU